CGAAGACGGUGGGUCGGGGAGCCCGUGGAGAACGUCGACGAACCCAGGACCGGUGACAGGUGUGCUUCUUCCUCCUACUGCAGUGCUGCUGUUCCCUGAAAGAAACAUAUUGCCGGAUCACGAGCACCGUCCAUCCACGGAUCUUUUUUUGCUGUCAGGCUCAGCAUUCCCGAAAAGAGAAGAAUAGGGAAGUAAAGCUUAGGAAAGGAAAGCUAAGGAAAGCUUAAGAAAGCAAAGCAAAGCAAAGCUAGGCAAAGGGAAGAAAAGCCAUAGAGCACGAUGAAGUUCGGCAAGUAUCUAGCUGCAAGACAGCUCGAGUUGCCCGAGUACUCGGCGCACUUUAUCAACUACAAGCAGUUGAAGAAGUUGAUCAAUGCCCUAACGCAGGACGGCACGACAACGCUCCAGGACAAGAAGGGCUCUUUCUUCUUCCGGUUGGAGCGGGAGCUCGAGAAGGUGAACGAGUUCUACUUGGAGAAGGAGUCUGAGUUGCGGUUCCGGUUGGACUUGUUGAUCCAAAAGAAGAACAAGUCUGUCAAAGAGGGCUCCAUCUCGAAGCACUCCAUCACCUUCAUCUCCCUCUACGACGGGUUCAAGAAGUUCUCCAAGGACUUGGACCGUUUGGAGCAGUUUGUCGAGCUCAACGAAACCGGGUUCACCAAGGUUUUGAAGAAAUGGGACAAGCGGUCCAAGUCGAGCACCAAGGAGCUGUACCUCACCACCGCGGUGAACGUGCAGCCCAUUUUUCACCGAAACCAGAUCGUUGAUUUGAGCGAUUUGGUCGCCAACAACUUGAUGGAAUUGGAGGCCUUGAGCGAUGGCGACAAGAGCUACAUUCGCUACGAGUCCAACAUCGACGAGACCAACUCGGGAAACGCCGAGAACCAUUCUGCAGGCAAGAAAGACGCCGCCAGCGCCAGCCACACGGGCAACAGAGCUGCCCAAGAUGAGUUCUCAAACACCAGCAAGGAAAACGAUAACGAAGCCAACACCUCCGAUCAAUUGUACACAGACUUUUACGAAAUCACCUUACAAAAUGCAAACCUCCCAACCACAGAACAACUGAUCCGCUUAAAAGAGUGGUCGAACCAGAUCAUCUCCAAGUUGAAUACAGACACUAAGAAAUAUACCUUCUCCAAAGUUUUCAUGCUAUUGAUUAGCAACCUUCAGAUACCAAACGAGUCUAUCCUGCAGUUCUACCAGUUUUUCGAAGAGUUCAUCGAUUUGGACUUCAUCGAUGACCUCAACGGCAGAACGUGCUUGAUCGAGGCGUCCACUUGCAAAGAGGGGAGAAACGAAAUUGUCAAAAUAUGUCUCGACGCUAACAUAGACCCCUCCAUUAAAGACAUUACAGGCAGAACGUGCUUGCACUACUUAACCGAAAAUGGCCGAGAUGACUUACUUCUCUCUGUGUUAUCGUACAUCCAAGAAAAAAUACCCGAGAAGCAGUACAUAAUCGACCUCCAAGACAACGAGUCCAUAUCUCCACUCCUGUUGGCGGUCAUAAAUGACCACGUCUCCUCCGUGAAAAUCCUCCUUGAUUUCAGCGCAAAUGGCUUUCCCAAGCAAGACGACGCCAAACCGAUGUAUCUACCUUUGAACGUGGCUUGCAAAUUUGGAAACUUGAAAAUAGUAGAGCUCCUGUUGCAUCAGUACGGCAAUGCCGAGACGGCCAAGGAAGAAGGCUUGUUGGUAAACCCUUCUCAAUGCAACGCAGAAGGUUUGCUCCCUCUCCAUAUCGUCGCAUCUUCUGAAAAUCGCCAUUUGGUCCCACUUUUGCUAGAGUACGGUGCAGACAUAAAUCAACUCGACAAGCUAAACAAAUGGUCCGCAAUCUUCUAUUCCGUGUUCACAAAUGAUGAAUCCAUGACACAAACCUUGAUUGAUUACGGCGCCGACUUUAAUCUAAAAGAUGAAGAUGGACUCGAUCCUUUGUACUAUGCUACCUGGGAGGGAAAUAUAUCCGUAUUCAAUGUUCUAUUGGAUUCUAUGAGAAAGAAGAAAUUGUCAGAAAGCAUCAACCCAGGUAUUACCGAUGGUAAACCAAGCAAAAACGACAAUCAAAAGCUCCUGAUCAGCGAUUCAGUCUCUUUGAAGGCAUUAGACCCAGUCAUGGACCUGAAUAGUAUAGACCUUAUCCCUGAACUAUCGCUUCCUCCCCCAAUCAUACCGUUAAGGAAAUACGGUCAUAAUUUCUUGGAGAAGAGGAUAUUUUUAAAACUCUCCUUCUAUACGAACCGAUACUCAAUCAAUUUGAACCCAAACACUUUCUUAACUUCAAUACCUGGAAGAAUCACGAUCAGCAACAAUGAUUCAAUUCCAAGGAAUGUCAUGUUGCCAGUUUUAGAUAACGAGAAAAUAAUUACUUUCCAGUUGAACUCAAUUGACGACGAACUCUUUGAAAUCGACUUUGAGUUAUUUCCUACUUUUGGUACCAGACUACUAGCGAAGGCUACUUUAACUUCCUCCAUACUGCGAGCACAAUAUCCGGGUUUGGGCACCAAGAACGCCGGCGAUUUAGAGUUACCUUUACUUGACGUAAGAUUGAGAACAAUAGGUUCAUUGAGGUUUAGUUAUGAGCUCAUUUAUCCAUACUCCGGGAAACCUCUAGAAAUUUCAAUGUAUGAUACUUAUUGGAAGCUCUCGUCAUCAUCGGACGAUGAAAAGAAAAAGGAGGUGAAAUUGAUUUCCUUUGUCACCAGUUCUUCUUUAACUGGCGAGUACUAUGGUAUACACAUCUGUCUCUUACAUGGCGGCACUCCAAUUGUAUGUCCAAAAUUCCAAAUCGAUGUGGCACCCAAUGUGUCAUUGCCGGCAUCUUUGUUCACCUACAAGCAAUUGAGCUCCAUUGUUUACAAAGAUUCAGAAACCUUAGAGUCAAUGAAGAAUAUGUUGAGAAAUUCUACCAGAGAAGAGUUGAAAAGUAAUUUUCAUGAAAUCAUGUCCAAUGUCUAUUUGCCUUUGAGUGAAUUUUUAGAUUUGGUUGACAGCAAGAUCUCUUUGAACCUAGAGAUUUUCUAUCCUUCUACAUACGAACUAGAGAACUUUGACUUGAAAGAGUUUGCAUUUAUAUCAAACAGCAAAGAUGAUAAGGUUGUGGAUGAGUCUAACAAAUCGAUGCAGUCCAGUAACAACCUCAAUAAUUUCAUAGAUUCCAUUUUAACGGAUAUUUUUACCCACGUGAGGAAGCUGAGAAAUGAUCAUGCUUCCAACUCAAGUCGGCAAUUAGUUUUAUCGUCAAACAACCCAUACGUAUGCACAAUUCUGAACUGGAAACAGCCAAACUACCCUGUAUUCUACAACCUGAAUGGUAUAAAGUACGAUAAAAAGACCAAGGGAUUCAUGGAAUGCACUUCGAAUGGACUUCUCAAGGACACUACAAACGCGAGAAAAUUGGAAAAGACAGAUAAGUACAAGGUACAGAAAAAUAAGAUAUCGAUAGACAAUAUCGAUUCGAUUAACAAAGAUUCCACAGAAUAUAUCAAUUCGUUGGACUAUGAUGACAAAUUGAGCAGGUCCAUCAAACUUGCCAUCAACUACGCUUGUGCUAACAACCUCCUCGGAAUCACUGUUCCUGAAAGAAUUUUAAACUUAUCUCCUGAGGUGGUGGAAUCGAUAAGAUCCAAAGGCUUGAUUCUUGUUGCCUCCAAGGAUGAUACAAACGAUCAAUUGCUUAAGGGUUACAAUGACGGCGCAGUAGGCUCGGAUUCCGAGAGCGAUCAGAAGAGUGACGGUUUCGAUCAGGACAUUGUCAACUUGGAAAGAGAUGGGGACAUCAAAGCCAAUGGACUACGCUUUAAAGACAUACUAACCUUUACCGAUUUGAUUGAGAUGUGAGGCCCCAGAUAUGUCAACUAUGUAUGAACGUGUAAAUUAAUUCAAACCGAUUCCGUGUACGUAAUAUCCCUCUACCG
Messenger RNA from Pichia membranifaciens NRRL Y-2026, 3914 nucleotides. RefSeq lists its product as hypothetical. Gene Ontology annotation, biological process: lipid metabolic process. Lineage: Eukaryota; Fungi; Ascomycota; Pichiomycetes; Pichiales; Pichiaceae. The transcript has a single exon. Gene Ontology annotation, molecular function: phosphoric diester hydrolase activity; protein binding. The coding region runs from base 280 to 3837 and encodes 1185 amino acids. The record is from RefSeq and is a predicted model, not a curated record.